Molecule: messenger RNA, 1344 nt
Organism: Ruditapes philippinarum (Manila clam)
Lineage: Eukaryota; Metazoa; Mollusca; Bivalvia; Venerida; Veneridae
Exons: 4
Coding region: 179-682 (167 amino acids)
Source: RefSeq, a predicted model, not a curated record
AGUUGUUUUUAUAAGGAUUAUGACAUAUAUGUGUACAUCGAUGAUAUAUAGAUGUCUUCUGCGCAGGAAUUUAAAUUUUAAUUUUUUGUUGGGACCUUUCGUUCUGAGCGAUUGAUGAGGAACCACAUGUCUGUUUAAUAGUUCUUUCAAGAGAUGUAAGAAGACAGACACCAGCAUUAUGGGGACCAAUGACACUGUGAUAGCCUUGACCUCAGAGUCAGGGCAUAAUGUUGCCAUGACAACACAUUCCUCAGAUAUAACUUCAUCAUAUGUGACAUCAUCAUCACUCCAUACAUUUCACCUUAACUCAACAGACUUGCACGCAAAUGCAUCAGAAACAGAGGUUCAUCCAGGUAUUGUGAGUGGUAUAGAUGGACUAGGAACUUCUGUUACUAUAGCUGUAGCAUUAAGUUCUGUGGCUUUUGUGGUUGUAAUAGUAAUCAUCAUGGUGUGUUUUGUGAGAAAGAAGUACCGGGAGAAGAAAUCUCGUGCAUGGGUUGAUAAUCUCACCUUAAGUUACAUAGCAGACAGUAACAUUGAUCUCACAAAGGACAAUUAUGAUGAGAUGAUAUCGUUAGACAACGACAAUUUCUUGAACAGCCUCGUUGACUCACAAUCCUUCUCAGUAUACUCUUCAUCUAACAACAACAACACGAGACAGUACACAUAUUCCUAUUUCUGAUGACACGCCAUUUGUACAUAUAUUCAGAAAACAAUCAUUAUCUGUGUAUUUCUCAUCCACACACGGCAGAACUAAUAUGUCAUUUUCGAGAAAACCCCUGAUGAAUCAACAACAACACAAGAUGGUAUACACAAAUUCCUGUUUAAAGUUACUUUAUUCUCUGGUAUAUACAUGCGUUUGAAGACCUGUUAUUGUGUGCCAAUUAGCAUGGAACAGUGGUUGUUAGUAUAUAAAUCUUUUAUGUACACAAGUAAUGAAAAGUUAGUCAUAUAUAGAUCUACCUUUAACUUUACACAUCACAAUGUAAUGUUUUAGCAUACUGCAGUGUUUACCUGUAAAAUGGUUCAAGAAACCAUGAAUAUGAGACUUUGCAUUUGCACGAAAGUUUUCUUUAAACAUGUAAAAAGAAUCCCUGUAUAGCCGUGUACCAGAGCAUUGGCAUAAUUUAUAUGUAUACAUUUAUUUUUACACAUUCUAAGGUUAUGUUUUAGCAUUGUUAUGUGUAAACUGGUUCAAAAAUCUGUAAGUAAAAGUUUAAUUCUUUAAUUGGCAUAUUGUACGUAUGUAAUUGUACAUUUAUACGUUAUAAGACAUGUCAUAGCAUCCUAGAUGUUUAUAUGAGCCGUGUCAUGACAAAACCAACAUUGUGCGUUUGCGACCAG